Messenger RNA from Galeopterus variegatus (Sunda flying lemur), 1830 nucleotides. RefSeq names its product zinc finger protein 772-like. The transcript has 5 exons. Bases 1 to 1815 code for a protein of 604 amino acids. Gene Ontology annotation, molecular function: DNA-binding transcription factor activity, RNA polymerase II-specific; RNA polymerase II cis-regulatory region sequence-specific DNA binding. Gene Ontology annotation, biological process: regulation of transcription by RNA polymerase II. The record is from RefSeq and is a predicted model, not a curated record. Lineage: Eukaryota; Metazoa; Chordata; Mammalia; Dermoptera; Cynocephalidae.
AUGGCGGUGGCUGCGCUGAUGGAACCGGUGCAGGUUUCCAUGAACUCAGAAGUAAUUAUGGACCCUAUACAGGGGCAGGUGAACUUUGAAGACGUGGCUAUUUAUUUCUCCCAGGAGGAGUGGCAGCUUCUUGAUAAGGCUCAGAGAUGCCUGUACCGAGAUGUGAUGUUGGAGAAUGUUGCACUUAUGGCUUCUUUAGGACGUGCAUCUUCCAUGUCCCUUGUAGCUGCCUUACUGGAGCUGGGCAAUGAGCCCUGCAUACCUGACUGGGUGGACAUGACUCCAACCAUUGCCGGAGAGACUCUAGGUGGAUGUGGCCCUGGUUGUGGGCACGGAAUGGAGGGUGAGGAGACAACUUUUGAGCAGAGCAUUUCUGUAGAAGAAGUGUCACAGAUCAGGACUCUCAAGGAAGGCCCUUCUACCCAGAAAACCUAUCCCUGUGAGACAUGUGGCCUGGUCUUAAAAGAUAUUUUGCUAUUGGCUAAGCACCAGGAAACACACCCGGGGCAGAAACUAUACAUGUGUGUGGGAUGUGGGAAACAAUCCUGGUUCAGUCCGAAUCUUCACCAGCACCAGAAGGAGCACUGUGGAGAAAAAUUCUGUAGAAGAGAGGAGGGUAGGACCUUUCUUGUGAAUAGCUGCCCUGUCCAAGCAUCAGAGAUACCUUUUAUUACAGGGAAGUGUUGUAAGGAUUUCCCAACCAGCUCAAGCAUUUUCCAGCACCAUGAACCUGCAAAUGAGUGGAAGCCACACACUAACACCAAGUGUGAGCAGGUGUUUCACAGUAGACAAAGGCAGUACAAGUGCAGCGAAUGUGGGAAGGCCUUCAGCCGCAAGGACUCACUCGUUCAGCACCAGAGAGUCCACACUGGAGAAAGGCCUUAUGAGUGUGGUGAAUGUGGCAAAACCUUCAGCCGCAAACCCAUACUUGCUCAGCACCAGAGAAUCCACACUGGAGAAAGGCCUUAUGAGUGUGGUGAAUGUGGCAAAACCUUCAGCCGCAAACCCAUACUUGCUCAGCACCAGAGAAUCCACACUGGAGAAAUGCCUUAUGAGUGUGGCAUAUGUGGGAAAGUUUUUAAUCAUAGUUCUAACCUUAUUGUACACCGGAGAGUACACACUGGAGUGAGGCCUUACAAGUGCAGUGAAUGUGGGAAAGCCUACAGCCACAAAUCCACACUUGUUCAGCACGAGAGUAUCCACACUGGAGAAAGGCCUUAUGAGUGUGGUGAAUGUGGGAAAACCUUCAGCCGCAAACCAAUACUUGCUCAGCACCAGAGAAUCCACACUGGAGAAAUGCCUUAUGAGUGUGGCAUUUGUGGGAAAGUUUUUAAUCGUAGCUCUAACCUUAUUGUACACCGGAGAGUACACACUGGAGUGAGGCCUUACAAGUGCAGUGAAUGUGGGAAAGCCUAUAGCCACAAGUCCACACUUGUUCAGCACAGGAGUAUCCACACUGGAGAAAGUCCUUAUGAGUGUAGUGAAUGUGGGAAAUACUUUGGUCACAAAUACAGACUCAUUAAACACUGGAGUGUUCACACUGGCACAAAGCCUUAUGAGUGCAUUGCAUGUGGGAAAUUCUUUAGUCAAAGCUCUGACCUUAUUGCACACCAAAGAGUUCACAAUGGUGAAAAGCCUUAUGUGUGCAGCAACUGUGGAAAAGCCUUUAGCCACAAACAUGUACUUGUUCAGCACCAUAGAAUUCACACUGGAGAAAGGCCAUGUAAGUGCAGUGAGUGUGAGGGAAAUGCCCUCACCCAUCCAGUGCCAAAGGGUGAACAAAGAGAUGUGAGGUACAGCGAAGCAAGACUUUAAUAACGGCCUUGCAAG